Messenger RNA from Sitophilus oryzae (rice weevil), 1767 nucleotides. RefSeq names its product beta-hexosaminidase subunit alpha-like. Gene Ontology annotation, biological process: ganglioside catabolic process; glycosaminoglycan metabolic process; carbohydrate metabolic process. The transcript has 9 exons. Bases 61 to 1704 code for a protein of 547 amino acids. Gene Ontology annotation, molecular function: beta-N-acetylhexosaminidase activity. Lineage: Eukaryota; Metazoa; Arthropoda; Insecta; Coleoptera; Curculionidae. The record is from RefSeq and is a predicted model, not a curated record. Gene Ontology annotation, cellular component: membrane.
UUUCUUUAAAUUUUUUGUAUUGGUGUAUAUCAAGCGCAGUGAUAAUACAGAAGCGAUAUAAUGAAGGUUUUGAUAAGUGUGGCGGUAGCCCUGAUUUUUACCGAGUGUGUUGAUUGUUAUAUAGUGAAUCCGGGGCCGUUAUAUGUGGCCACAAAGGGAGAGAUUUGGCCAAAACCACAAGACCAAGUGAAAUCAGAAGAUUAUUUUGUUAUUACUCCAGAAAAUUUUACAUUUUUACUUGCAGAGAACAGUGGAAAUUGUCUUAUUCUACAAAAUGCUUUCGAAAGGUACUUCAAAAUACUUCAACAAAAUACCAUUUCACAAGCGACAGUUCGUCGACUUAAGUCAUUUAGGGCGAAUUUGACUGAAGGAUCGAACUUGGGUUUGAUAACAAAUAUAACAGUUAACUUGAAUGGAGAAUGUUCAGAUAAUGACUACCCUAGUUUAGAUAUUAAUGAGACAUACAUAUUAAAUGUUACUCUAUCAGCUGUCCAACUCGCAUCAUCCUCUAUAUGGGGUAUUUUAAGAGGUCUAGAGUCAUUUUCACAGUUACUUUAUUUAGGAUCCGAUGGAUAUACUGUAAGGAUUCGUCUUAACAGCACGGAUAUAUAUGAUUAUCCUAGAUACAAGCAUAGAGGAUUGCUUCUAGACACCUCUAGACAUUUUAUUCCUUUGAAACAAAUCUAUCAAAUUAUAGAUGCACUCGAAUACAAUAAAAUGAACGUCUUUCACUGGCAUUUGGUUGAUGAUCAGAGCUUUCCUUUUGUCAGCCAAAAAUUUCCAGAACUUAGCCAAUAUGGUGCUUAUGAUCCAGAACUUUAUGUCUACAAUACCACUGAUGUGCAGGCCGUUAUCGAAUAUGCCAGACAAAGAGGUAUCAGAGUAAUGCCAGAAAUUGAUACACCUGGACACACUAGAUCAUGGGGUGCUUCACAUCCAGAAAUUUUAACAGAUUGUUCUGCUGUACAAUCUGGAGCUUUGGGACCUCUGGACCCUACGAAAACAGAGACUUACACUUUUCUAAACGAUCUAUUAUCCGAGGUGAGGGGUGUAUUUAAGGACGCUUACAUCCAUCUUGGUGGUGAUGAAGUUGGUUUUGAGUGCUGGGAAAAUAAUGAAGAUAUAGUUAAGUAUAUGGCAUCUAAUAACAUAAGUACAUAUGAAGACUUGGAAAGCUAUUAUAUUCAAAAAAUAAUCAAUUCAGCGAAUUCUUUGAAGUUCAAUUCAAUUGUUUGGGAAGAAGUAUUUGUAAACGGAGUAACUUUGCCCAACGAUACUAUCGUACAUGUUUGGAGAGAUUAUGGGAACUUCAAGUGGGUCGAAACAAUGAAAAGCGUAACGGAAUCUAAUAAACCAGCUCUACUAUCAGCCUGUUGGUAUUUAGACCAUCUUCAAACUGGAGGAGAUUGGCAAGGAUUUUAUGAAUGUGAUCCAACGAAUUUUGGUGGUAAUGAAGAAGAACAAAAUCUCGUACUUGGAGGGGAAGCUUGUAUGUGGACCGAAGUCGUUAACGAAUACAACGUUGUCCAAAGAAUUUGGCCAAGAGCAUCAGCACCAGCAGAGAAACUGUGGUCAGCUUACGUUGAUGUGUCUGAUGGUUUCGAUUAUACAUUAACUGCACAACGAUUAGAAGAACAUGUUUGUCGCAUGAACAGGCGCGGAAUACCUGCUCAACCUCCAAAUGCUGCUGGUUACUGUCUUUAAAUUAUUUAAAAAUAUGCCUGUCAUCUUUGAAAAUAAAUAGAACAACUAUUACAUUUAAAAUUA